GAGGAGAGAGGUCUAUGUUCUUUGGAUUCCAAAGCUCCACGGUACCUGUAUUUUAGGAUUGAGAUUUUAGGAUUGAGGCAGAGGUGUUUUGCCAAAAUGACUCCCUGUUAGACAUUAUACCAAUCAACUACUUGCUGCUUCAUAGAACUUUCACAAAGGGGCUCAUCCCACCUCCAAUACACCCCUUAAUUGAGGUAGUGAAAAAUACAACAGCCCAUUCCUUGAUUGGGUAUUAUUAAAGUAAAUGGGUAUUGGGUAUUAUUCUUGGAAAUUCGUUUAUACAAUUUUCGGCUAUUACUUAUUUGCAUUUGCCUAACACCGGAUAGUCUUGAGUCUGCUGGAUUAACUCAUUGGUUGAUAAUUUAUUUACAUAUACGGUUAAUUUUAUUAUCUAACGAAAUAGAGUUUACUGAACGAAACAUGGUUCUUCAUUAUUACCGCUGUACAAGAUACAGUCGUUUCCAUCGAGCUUGUUGUCAUUGUCAUUCCCAUUUCCCAGGUGAUCCCUAACAAAUUCUUCCAUUUCCUGCAGGUCCCAAAUGGAGAUACUUUGAUAUUCUCUUUUCGUGCUACUUUGCUUUUCAAUAACAACAGCAUCAAUACAACCCUGUUAAAAAUGAACGAAUAUAUUCGUGUAAAGAACAUCGGCCAAGGCUCUUUUGGCAAAGCAUUGCUUGUAAAGUCGAAGAAAGAUGGGAUGACAUACGUUAUCAAGGAAAUCAACGUUUCAAAGAUGGAUCCGAAAGAACGAGAAGCGUCUCGUAGGGAGAUGAAAGUGCUAUCUGAAAUGAAGCAUCCAAAUAUUGUCUCCUACAUGGAUUCCUUUGAAGAGAACGGAAACCUGUACAUUGUGAUGGACUACUGUGAAGGAGGUGAUUUGUACAAAAAGAUAAACAGUCAACGUGGUGUGUACUUUACGGAGGAUCAGGUCCUUGAUUGGUUCGUCCAAAUUGCUUUAGCUAUAAAGCAUGUUCACGAUCGCAAGAUUUUACACCGAGAUAUAAAAACACAGAACAUAUUUCUCACCCGCAGUGGGACAAUCAAACUAGGAGAUUUUGGAAUUGCUCGUGUAUUGCGCAACACGAUGGAGCUUGCUCGAACAUGUAUUGGGACGCCUUACUAUUUAUCACCAGAAAUUUGCGAGAAUAGACCAUACAACAAUAAAAGCGAUCUUUGGUCUCUUGGCUGCGUGCUUUACGAAAUGUUAACGUUGAAACAUGCUUUCGAAGCUGGCAAUAUGAAAAAUCUUGCUCUUAAAAUUAUCAAAGGCUCCUAUCCACCUGUGCCGCCAAGAUACAGUGCUGAAGUGAGAAUGUUGGUUUCAAGACUUUUCAAGCGCAAUCCACGUGACAGACCGUCGAUCAACACCCUUUUAAGACACGAGCUCUUACGAAAUAGGAUUGACAAAUUUCUUAGCGAAGAGAUGGUUGCUCACGAGUUUAGUCAUACAGUAUUGCACAAGAAGCCAUUUCAUGUUCCUGUCCAAAAACUCGCUCCAGGAAGACCAAUCAAACCUGCUCCGGUUCCCAAAAAGAUCAGCAAACCGGCUGCAAAAUAUGGUGUUUCUGUUGCAAAAAAGGCUGCUGUCAGGAAACCUUCAAAUGAUGCGAGCAACAUCAGAAAACCUGUGAAACCUUGGGAACACGACGCUGCAAAAGCCAAAGAGCUUGAUGCAAGAGAGAAAAGAAGACUUCAGUUGCAAAAAGAACAGGAAGAUGCAUAUAACAAAAUGAUGAACGACAUCCAAAGGCAAAGAUGGCAAAAACAACAAAUUGAGAAAAUCAAUAAGGCAAGACAGCAAAAUUGGCUGAAGUCUGGGAAUAUUCUUAGUCCUGAGAAAAAACAGAGGGCGGCUAUGAAGAAAUAUCAAAAUGCCGAAAAAGAAAAUCAGCCGAAUUCAGGUGGUGACAAUGCAGAUCCUCAGUCUAUAUCCACACCUGCAUGGCAGGCUGUGAAACAAGGAAGAGAGAAUCGCGCUCAUGCUGUCGCGGCUGCAAAUAGGGCGAAAGAGCUGGAGGAAUUCUGGCAACGAAAGCUCGAAGCCGCUGCAAACAAAAACAGAAAUCUCAAACCCAAUCCUGGAUUUUUUGCUAAUGUGGCUCCUUCUCCUGCCGAAGCUCCUCGUGUGCAUGGUAUCGUCGAAAAAGGGGCUGUCCAUGGCAACGAUAGAAAUCGCGAGGAACAGAACUACUUAGCAAAGUUAGACGCCAUAAGAAAACAGAAUUAUCAUGACAGAAUUGAAUUGCAGCAACGUAUGGCCAAGCUCCGUGCUCCAGUUGCAAAACCAUUGCCCAGUGACGAUGUAUCCGGUGAUCCGAGAAUAGAUCCUGAUGCAAGGAAAAAGAAAAUUGCUGCUUUGAAGGCUCAGGCUGAGAAAAGGUUCGCCGUGUUGAAGGAGAAACAUAAUGCUCAAAGACUAGCUGCUGUUGAUAGAUAUGAUCGUGAGAGGAAAGCUCAGGCCAAGAUCAGCGAGGAAAAGGAGACGAAGCAGGUUUAUCAAAGACCGACUUCUGAAUUGAAGAGAAAGCCCGAAGAGGCUCAAGCCGUUGGUGGAGUUGGCCUUGAAACAGCUUUGAAACAUAUAGGAGCAAAACGAUUGAGUAGAUCUCAUUCCGAGGGUGAUCUAGCAAGUGCGUUGAAAAAACACAAUGAUGCCAAAAGCGACAGCGACAAAAUGCAUCGUAAGCAAUGGGAGGUGAAACCAUUUGAAUCAUUGAUGCUUCCACUUGAAGUCACGGGAUCCGCAAUGGAAGCCACAACAGUGAACGACGUCAUUGUAAAGCCAACGAGCCAAGUGAAAGGAGAAAUCAGUCCCAGGUCACAAUGGAAUCACGAUGGUAAAACACAGCUUGUCUCGGCUUUGGAAAAGGUGGCUAUUCAAGUGGAAACUUUGGAGAUGCCUAAAAGCAAGACUGGAAGUAGUGGAACUAAUGAAAAGAUGACUGAAGAUACAGCAAAACUUGAGAGAAAGAUUCCGGUCGCCUGGGUUGCUGGUGGUUCGGGCAAACAAAAUAUGGGCGUCACGAAGACAUUGUCGAAAGAUUCCACGGAAUCAAAGGAUUCUAUGACCGAAACAAAUCUUGGGGUAACUAUCGUCAAGAAUCAUGAGAAUCCGACCAAAGAAACAAGUGUUCCACCAAUGAACGAGAGUCGUCCUUUGCCGCCUGCUCCAGUGCCGAAAACCGAGACAUUAUCAGAGGAGGAUGUUCAAAAUAGAAACACGAAGAAAUACAAUGAAAAAACGGAUGAUGGAUCACUUGAGGAAAAACUUGGAGCUCCCAUGAAGGCCUGGGAAGAGCAAAGUUUGAGUAUGGCAAAAAAAGAUCUUCCUGAAGCGAGAAGUUCGUACGAGAACUUUCUUCUGUUAUUACGAAAUAACUCCACGUCUCCGAAAGAAGAAAAGGCGAAACUUCUGCUUGACAAAGUUGAUGUUGUCGAUGAAGAUAAGAACAAAGACGACAUGACUGUGGAGGACGUUGAAGAAGAACCGUCACUUUACCAAACAGCGGAAAUGAGUUACCCAUCUUUAAUUGCAUUGACAACUGGAAAAUACGACGCAGAUGUUAAGAGUUUGCGAACUUGCUCGAUGCCCGAUAUCCGUCUGCUGUUCCAAACCAACGUCAAUGAAGAUGAAGGUAAAGCUUACGAAAAUGACGAAGAAGUUGAAUCAAUAGAGGAAAAACAAGAAGAGGAAAAGGCCAUUGGCUAUUGUGCUGUUGACGAUGAUCCUGAAGAGGAAGUUGACAUAAUAGUAGAAAGCGAUGAAGAGAGUAAAGACUAUUUUAGCAUGUUGGAAUCUAUGGAAGAUGUUUUGGUUACCGAAGCCCGUUCACCGUCGCCAAUCAAGAUGGUACGUAACACUCAUGACUCCACUGGAACUGACGGUGAAGAGUCUGACUCAAACGAUGAAAGUCCUUCUUCGACUCCUUUACCGUUAAAUGAAGAUUGGGACUCCGGGGAAAGUGGCGACGAAGAUGGAGUGGAUGAGAACCACCAAAAAGUGGAUGAGGACAGUGUGUUUGGACGUUUGGAAGAAUCGAGGCAAACAAUGGAGGAUCAAUUGGGUUUUUCUCGUUUUAUGAAGGUUUAUAAAUACAUUCAGAGUAUACAAGAGAACGACGAUGAUGUUAAUAUAGGUGUUGGUCCUGCGCCCGAAAUUGCUGAUCUAUUGGGUGAAGAAUACGAACACCUUUAUCCGAAAAUACUUUACUUGGUUAUGGCGGAUUUCGCUUACUGCGAAGACAAUGAUUGAUAGAGCAAGUUCCCUUUGCAGAAUGUCAGAUAUUCCUGCUGGCCUCAUAUCCUUUUGGGAAUGUUUUUGAUCUUUCGUAUUUUUCUGCACAUGCAUCAUUGGCAAUUUCACCAAAAACUUUUCUUGUCUUGUAAUAAAAUACAUUAUCCAUAAUAUAUACGUAUAUAGCUAUAAAUUAUGAAAAGCUCAAACUAUUCUCUAUCGUGUUUGUAUUUAAAAUACAUCGAUGACCAGAUGAACAUGGUUCUGACUGUAUAUCUCAUGUCGACAUGUUUCCAAUGAUAAAAAACACCGAUGGUACUUCAUGAUUCACAUAUAAACGUAAAAAAUAACGGUCGAUGUAAGUUGUGUUUAAAAAAUGAAACUGAGAAAAUGCA
Messenger RNA from Xenia sp. Carnegie-2017, 4629 nucleotides. RefSeq names its product serine/threonine-protein kinase Nek1-like. Gene Ontology annotation, molecular function: ATP binding; protein kinase activity. Gene Ontology annotation, biological process: protein phosphorylation. Bases 617 to 4252 code for a protein of 1211 amino acids. Lineage: Eukaryota; Metazoa; Cnidaria; Anthozoa; Malacalcyonacea; Xeniidae. The transcript has 41 exons. The record is from RefSeq and is a predicted model, not a curated record.